This is a messenger RNA of Drosophila arizonae, 790 nucleotides long. RefSeq lists its product as uncharacterized. NCBI's taxonomy places the organism in Eukaryota, Metazoa, Arthropoda, Insecta, Diptera, Drosophilidae. Gene Ontology annotation, molecular function: protein binding. The record is from RefSeq and is a predicted model, not a curated record.
GCUGGCCGGCAAUAGUUCUCAGUCUGUUUGAUUCACAUUCUAAAGCAAAUCGAUGCACAUCAAUAAUAAGUUUUGUUUAUUUAGUAAUUGAUUCAGAAAGAAAACUGUCUGUACGAGAGAACUAGAGAUAGAGCGAUAGAACGAUGGCCAGCAUCACAUUCAAGGGUCGUCCCACCGUCGUAUUGCGCACCUAUCAGGUGGUCCGCAUCGGCAACAAUGCACAGGACAAGAGCUUGGACUUUUGCCUCGAGGACAAGUCUGUGGCUAAGCUGCACGCGACUCUGACACGAAGCGAACGCGGCCUGUUCCUGGUCAACGAGAGCAGUUACGGGACAGUCAGCAUGAAUGGACAGCGCUUUAGCGGCCCCAUUUUGAUAACCUUCCGUGACGCUAUCAAUGGCAUUGUCUAUUUGCGUUUUGGCCGCGUCGAGGCCUUCCUACGCGUCUCCGGCAGCCUGGGAACCUAAGUAUUGGGAUCGUCCCCAAGCUUGAAUUUGGACGAACACUUGCAGGCUCACUGUUCUACAAGUUUAAAUUUAUGUUUCACUGCGUCGUAAAUGUAUGUUUCACGAAUUAUAUACACACAUAUCAUCGUUCGCCUCCUUGCCUUUUAAUGAUGACCUGAGCUAUUCGAUAUUUACAUAUGUAUAUACACUUAAGGUCUCUUAGGCACUUAUAUCAGACUUAUAUCAUAGGCGAACACUAAACACCAUGCAAAUGUAUCGUUCCUUUCAAUUGUUUACAUACAUAUACAUAUACAUACAUAAACAAGUACAUAUACAUACAUAUA